Morus notabilis is the source of this 891-nucleotide messenger RNA. RefSeq names its product blue copper protein. Bases 100 to 822 code for a protein of 240 amino acids. Gene Ontology annotation, molecular function: electron transfer activity. Lineage: Eukaryota; Viridiplantae; Streptophyta; Magnoliopsida; Rosales; Moraceae. Gene Ontology annotation, cellular component: plasma membrane. The record is from RefSeq and is a predicted model, not a curated record. The transcript has 2 exons.
UACAGUUCAAUCUCUUCUGAAGAUAAAAUCCUCCGUUACUACAGCUCCGAACCACAUACCAAACAAACCCCUCUAAAGUUUUCACGGAACCCAAGAAAAAUGGGAUUGAGAAGAGACACUGCUUCUGGCCUUCCAACAUUCUUGCCCAUGAUGAUCUCUUUCAGUUUUGUUGUCGUUUUCCUUCCAAGAUCCGCGGAAGCUUACAAGAAUUACACGGUUGGGGACUCCUUUGGGUGGUACGACAACACAGAGAAGCCUGAUGUUAAUUACCAGAAAUGGGCUGAUAAGAAGAACUUCAGCUUGGGAGAUUUCCUCAUUUUCAACACAAACACCAACCACUCAGUGGUCCAGACCUACAACGCAACAACCUACAGGCUCUGCGACUACGACGACGCCUCCGACAACGACACCAUCCAGUGGUCCACCGCCGACCCUUCCAACACCGCCACUCAACCGAUCACCGUCGCCGUCCCUCUCCUCAAGGAAGGCAAGACAUUCUUCUUCUCCGGCGACUAUGACGGCGAUCAGUGCGCCAGCGGCCAGCGCUUCGCUAUAUCCGUCGCCCACGGCCAGGGCCUCCCCAAGAGCCUCCAGGACCCCUCCGACCAGGACUCCCCUGGCCCCGUCGCCGCCCAGUCCAGCGGCGACGACGACGAACAAUCGGCGCCGGAGACGAUCGUCCCGUCCAACUUCGAUCAUCCCAAAGAAGUUCCCGAGAACGAGGACGAUCGCUCCGACUCGUCUGGUUCUGUUUCGUUGUCGUUUAAAAAUGUGAGCCAGUUUUGCAUGGUUUUCGCGGCGGUUCUUGUUUGGUUGUUCUGAGAAAUGUUGCCGUUUUUUUUUUUUUUUCUUUUCUUUCAAUAGAUAUCUAAAUUAUAAUAAUAUAUAGGU